AUAGUUCAUGACGAAUCAUGAUAUACUUACAUGACAAUCUUACGAAAUGAGCAUCUAAAAUAUCUGUCAAUAUAUUUAGAAAUAAUGAUCUACUGUAUUUUAAAUUAAAAAUUCAGUGUCGUCAUAUUAGAGCCGCCAAACCACCGUGAGAUCAGCUGAUGGUGUGUGUUGACAGAUCACAACAUGUCCACCUCCUACACCCAGUAAUCAAAAUAUAAAAUGUGUGACUGGAUGUAAGAGCGAAGCAUGUUAUCCAAGCACCAUCACCCACCACAACCCAACUGCAGUAUAAAGCUGUACGAGCAGGAAGUUGAACCACUUAAAAACAGUUUUGUACAAGUGUAUAACAAACCAGUAUGAGAAUAAUUAUACAUCUUUAUGGGAAUAUAUUAUAGUAUGUAUUGUGAACAUGAUUUAAGUAAAUUGACAGAUAUCCUAGACUUAAGUUAGAAAAAUGAAAUUCAAGUUGAUUCAUUAUAAAACAUAUAGUUUGUAUAAAUGAAGUGCUGCACUGUGUAUAAUAUUGUUUAAACAUGAUGAUUUUACUUAAUAAUUAUCCUCUGAUCCUUGCACUAGGGAGGAAAGUUCUGAUAUAAUUUGUGGAAAGUGUUUGUCUUCCAGACCUGUGCUCUCUGUCAAGACAAAAUUUUAGUUCUGGUAAAUGUUUUUUGACCAAAAGUAGCCUCAAGAACCACUUACAUGUACAGAAUUAUGUAGGAAAAUAUUUGCCCUUGAAGCCUGGAGAAUUUUUGUUCCAGAAAGGAUGACUCACAUAUUUUAAUAUUGAUUGGCAAGACUUACUUGUACUCAGUUGGGUAAAGUGAGUAAAAAUGGCCCAUUUUUUGGAUCCAACAGCUGGGCAUAGUGGUGAGAAAACUUGUGUCUGUGUAGAAUGCGGUAAAUUUUUUUGCAGCUACGAGGCCAUGCAAAUGCAUAUUUGUAUGACUGAACAGAUUGAUGUGAAAGAUAUAAAGUGUGAAAAGUUUGAUGACAGCUUAUACAGUAACUAUGAUAUGAAGCAUCAUGUGGCUAUCCAUGCAAAGAGGGAAUUUGAGUAUUUAGAAAAUGGUCAAUCUUAUUGCAGAGAGAAUCAGUUGGAUUAUCCUAUGGUUAUGCACACGAGUGAGAAUAAGUUUGAGUGUAAAGAGUGUGGUAAAGGAUGUGACACAGAGGGUGACCUGAAGCAGCAUAUGGUUGUGCAUUCUGGGGAAACUAAUUUUAGGUGUGAAGAGUGUGGUAAAUGUUACUCAACAAAGUAUAACCUGAAGCAACAUAAAGUUGUGCAUUCAGAGGAGAAAAACUUCAAAUGUCAAGUGUGUGGUAAAAGUUAUUACAGGAAGGGUGAACUGAAGCAGCAUAUGGCUGUACACACGGGUGAGACAAAUUACAAGUGUGAAGAGUGUGGUAAAAGGUUUUACAAAGAGAAUGAACUGAAAAAGCAUUUGGUUGUGCAUACUGGUGAGAAAAAUUUUAAGUGCAUUGAAUGUGAUAAAAGUUAUUAUAGAAAAGGUGAAUUAAAGCAGCAUUCAUUUGUGCACACGGGGGAGAAAAAUUUUAAGUGUACAGAGUGUGGUAAAAGUUUUUAUACCAAGAAGGAUCUCAAAGUUCACAUGGUUGUGCACACAGAUGGAAAAAAUUUCAAGUGUGAAGAGUGUGGCAAAAGCUAUUACAAAAAGAAUAAACUGAAGGAGCACAUGGUUGUGCACACUGAUGAGAGGAAUUUUAAGUGUGAAGUGUGCGGUAAAUGUUAUUACACAAGGAAUCAUCUGAAUCAGCAUGUGGUGGUGCAUACUGGUGAAAAAAAAUUUAAGUGUGAAGACUGUGGUAAAAGCUACUACACAAAGACACACCUCAAGAGGCAUUUGGUUGUACAUACUGGCGAGAAAAAUUUCAAGUGUGAGGUGUGUGGUAAAAGCUACUACAGAAAGAGUAAACUCAAUCAGCAUAUGGCUGUACAUACAGGUGAGAAAAAAUUAAGGUGUGAAGACUGUGGCAGAAGCUUUCAAAAAAUGACAUAUCUGUUGAGGCAUAUGAGUGAGCAUACCAGCUAGAUGUACUGUACAUACUACUGUAUUUUACAGUGUAAUGUGGAGUAGCUAAAAAAAUUUUUUUAUUCAGUAGGGGGUAGUCACCUGAAUCAUAGACUUGUAUACUUUACCUCUUUCAAGAAUGUCAGAUUAUUCCUAAACAGAAUCUCUGAGAAAAAAAGCAAGAUUUAGACAGCUAGAGUUACACAGUUAAUCGGCCUGACUUACCAAAUGAGACAAAUGUACAUGUAAGUUAUUUACUCAGAAGAUUAAUUGACUCAUAUAAUUUGAACGGGUUAUAUUGUCCCUGGCCACACCAUAGUAACUACCAGACCCUGAAAUGCCAUAGCAAACAACCACUACAGUACAACUACUGUACUGUGGUGUCAACAAACCAUCCAUCACAAGGUGCUUUAAACCAAGUGACUUUUUUCACCACAAUUACAAUUUCUUCUCACAUUGGUCAAUUGGUGGGACAGGUUUGUAUGUUAUGAACACAUUUGUAUGUACACAUAUGCUACACCGUUAUACAUACACUCAAACAUGUGUGUUUCAUGCUUUCACUCAUGCAUACAUACUCUUACAUAUACUAUGCUGUACAGUUGGCUCCACCCCUGACUUUACCACUUAGCAUUGCCAAUCCUCUCACUUCCUCAGGUGUGAAUCCCCGAAUCGUGAAGUGUGAAACCGUUUCAUUCACUAGUGAGUGAGGGGGUGUGUCAGGGUUGGUGUCUUUUUGUGAGGUGAGAUGGAGUACUAGGUAGUGAGGAGGGAAAGUGUAUAUCAGUUGGGAGAGUUGCAGUGCAGAAUAAUGCUUUGAUAAUAGGGGUUUUGACAGCUGAGUGUAAUUGUCUAGCGCUAGCCAAAUGAAAAUAAUAUACAGGGUGGUCCCCGGGUUACGAACAGGUUCCUUUCCUGAGGACGUUCUUAAGUCGAAAAUGUAGGUGAGUAACAUAUGCAAAAUAUAAAAAUAUUCAUUAAUUUUUAGUCAUUUAUUAUGAUUUAUAUUAUAUCAUUUUAAUUAUUCAUUUGUUCCCCCGCAAGAAUACUAGCAUCUCAAAAUGCUUGUCACUCAUUCUGCUACUCUUGUGCCUCAAGACGUCCUUGCACAUGGAGAACAUGCGCUCCACUGCAGCACUAGAGGGGAUGGGGGUGUUGUAUUUGAUGAACAACUCCCUCAUGGCCUUGUUGGGGAAGGUGUCCUUGUCAACAAAAUUUUUCGUAGGUUUCUCCACCAGGAAACGCUUGAAAGGGUCAGUCUUUUUCAUUCCAGGGAGGGGGGUCUCGUACAGGGCCUGGAACAAUUCGUCCUCCACGUCAUGGUCUUUGUCGUCUCCCUCACUGCUGCUGCUCUCAGUCUCGUGCACGGACUUCUCCACCAACCUAGACAGCUGGUUGGUGGCCUUUUUCCUGACUUGAAAAUUAAAAUCUGUAGAAAGCUGCGUGGGCGCGGCAAAAUUUUUCCCGGUCAUCUUUAUAACAAGAUAAAUGAAAAUCGAACUUGGAAAAAUAAAAAAAAAAUAAAAAUUGAAGAACAAAUUGACGCUUAACGCUCUGCUCGGGUGAAAAGUUGACUGCGUCACUUGUAGCGUCAUCUGCCCAAAAAAUUUAUGGCGUCAGCUUUAACAAAAAGUUGACGGCGUUAAAUUAACAGCGUCAACGUACAACACUGGGUAGUCGAAGGUUCUUCCUGCACCUUUGUCAAGGGUUGCCUUAGAGUCCAGUGCAUAAUGUAUAACUUUAUUAAUUAACUUCUUUAAACAACAGCUUUGCAUCAAAAAUUUUACACUUAAUAAUAAUAAUAUAUUUUUUUUUAUCCAUUUAACCUAACUGUUUGGCACAAUUAAACUGUGUGGUUUGCUGAGUCUAUACCAGACCUCUGCCAACUGAACUGUUUUAUUCAGCUAGGGAAGUUCCAUCUCAGUCAAGGGGUUAAACAAAACACCGCUGCUUCGACGAGAUAUAGAUUCAAACAUAUCCAUAAUCCAUUUGCUCAUAAAUGCCCGCUUUUGCAUGAAUUCAUCCUACUUUCAUCCUAUUGUAAAAGUACAGUGCAUUUUCAUCUGGAUAGUGUUACAUGAUUUCACUGAGUUGAGGAAACCCUAUCGUUAUUGUCAAAGCGUUAUUCUGCAAUGUAAUCUCUCUCAACUGAUAUACUGUGCACUUUCUCUCCUCACCCCCAGUAACCCCACAGAAAGACACCUACCCCGACACAUCCCACCAUUCUCCUUCCCGCUAACUGGCGAAUGCUUCGAAUUCACACUUCAGAGUUUGGGGUUUGUUAUCUCAGGGAGAGAGGAUUGGCAAUGAUAAUUGGCACAGUCAGGAGUGGACCCAACUGUACACAAAUAUUCUCUCAUAAUGAUUAUGUGACUGUUACAGUAUACCAAAUUGUCUUAUUGCUGCUAAAAAUAAAACCUUA
Homarus americanus (American lobster) is the source of this 4449-nucleotide messenger RNA. Its product is annotated as gastrula zinc finger protein XlCGF46.1-like. The record is from RefSeq and is a predicted model, not a curated record. Gene Ontology annotation, cellular component: nucleus. Lineage: Eukaryota; Metazoa; Arthropoda; Malacostraca; Decapoda; Nephropidae. The transcript is spliced from 2 exons. The coding region runs from base 831 to 2051 and encodes 406 amino acids.